UUCAGCUUAGACGAUGAGCGCUUUAUGGUUUAUUUUUCUGUUCUGUGGCUUGAGUCUGUCACAGAGUGAUAGUGAAAAUGCUACUGGAACACAGCUGUGCCAUCCUGACAUUUAUAAUUUCCUGAAAGAAUUUGGAGUCAUGACAGAAAAAGUUAGAUCUAUGGAAGCCAGACUUAAGGACAGUGAGACCAGGCUUAAGGAAACUACAACCAGGCUGGAGUACAGUGAAACUAGGCUGAAGGAGAGUGAGACCAGGCUGAACGACACUGUAACCAGGCUGAAAGACAGCGAAAAACAGAUUUUGAUGCUGCAAUACAAAGAAAGAACAAAGGUAAUAUUCAGUGCAGCAGGAGGAAGAGGAGAUAUAUCAAUUGGACCCUUCAACACAGAAACUACAUUAGCCUUCAAAAGAGUGAUUGCAAACAUUGGAGAUGCGUAUAAUAAAUACACAGGAGUCUUUAUAGCACCUGUCACAGGAAUUUACUACUUUUCAAUUUUUUAUCAUUCUGGAAGAAACGGAGCACUGAAACUGUACAUGAACAAUCAUUUGAUUGCCAUGACCCAUCAUGACCAGCCAGAACAACAUGGAUCUAAAAAUGGAGGAAAUGCAGUAUUCCUGCAGAUGCAGACAGGAGAUCAAGUGUAUGUGUGCUUGGGUCCAAACUCACAAGUUUGGGGAUCAAACUAUCAUACGACUUUCAGUGGGUAUUUAAUUACUCCAAUAUGA
Messenger RNA from Maylandia zebra (zebra mbuna), 727 nucleotides. The record is from RefSeq and is a predicted model, not a curated record. NCBI's taxonomy places the organism in Eukaryota, Metazoa, Chordata, Actinopteri, Cichliformes, Cichlidae.